Messenger RNA from Rotaria sp. Silwood1, 237 nucleotides. Lineage: Eukaryota; Metazoa; Rotifera; Eurotatoria; Philodinida; Philodinidae. The record is from the annotation of a GenBank genome assembly.
AUGAAAGCCAAUUCAAUUUCAGAAACUACGGAUGUACUUUUCUAUUUUCAAGGCUUACAUGCUGUUAAUGAUAUUGCAACAAACAAAUAUCCACCAGCAGCAGUGGCGGAUCAUUUGACAUCAUAUGGUGGAAUGCUCACCGAUUCAUCUCAGAUGUCUGUUCUAAAAUUUAUUGCUGGCGGUGCUUAUGAUACAACAUUACACCAAAGGUGUAUUCGUUGGAGAACCAUUGGCUAA